Messenger RNA from Cetraspora pellucida, 656 nucleotides. Lineage: Eukaryota; Fungi; Glomeromycota; Glomeromycetes; Diversisporales; Gigasporaceae. The record is from the annotation of a GenBank genome assembly.
GUGGAAUAGAAAGAGUUUUUCGCCCUGUUCGAAGCCGUUUAGUCACUAAAAAAGAAAAAUCAUUGUUCGGAAAAACUUACUAUUUUCGGGAACUACAAGACCAAAAAAUUACUAGUCCGUUCGCAGGUGUUGUUACUAGAAUCUAUCCCAAUCACAGUUUACAUAUCACUAGUAAAGGUGGAAUGCAAAUAAUUCUUGCGUUACAACUCCCAAAAUCUAACUACCAACCAGAAAAAAAACUGUUCCAACGGGAGGUUAUGGCCGGGCAAAAAGUAAAUCUUGAUACUGUGCUUUUCUCUCUUCAUCAACCGGAAAAAAUUGUCAGUUUAAUAGCCACUGCUUUAAUAGCAGACGAAAAAGGUCGUGUUUUAGUCUCCCAAAGGUCUUUCAGUAGUCCAAUGCCCGGACAAUGGCAAAACCCGGGAGGUAAAGUGGAGAAAAGAGAAAAUCAUGCCGAAGCCUUAAAAAGAGAAGUUAAGGAAGAAACUGGUUUGGAAGUUAAACAGGUAGGUGAUUUAAUAUUUAGAUUUAUUGAUAAAAAAAACAAGUUUGACAUUUAUUUUUAUGAAGUAAAAACGGCAGGUAAGCCAAAAGAGAAAGAACACGAUAAACGAUUAGGAAGUGAAAAAUUGAAACUAGACAAGUCUAACCGCUAG